AUGGCGUCCGGCCUCCUCCUCGUCGCCCUGCUCUCCGCAGCCGUCAUCUACGUCGUACUUCUCUGGCGCCAAAAACGCGCGCUUUUCAAAGGGCUGCCGCAGCCGCCUGGCCACGACCCGCUCUUCGGCCAUGCCAAAAUCAUCAAGGAGCUGGCAGAUGAGCUUCCGCCCGGUGUCCACCCUGCCGUCUACAGCUACCUGUUGAGGGAAAAGUACAACCUGCCCCGUGCUUUCUACGUCGACCUCUGGCCCUUCUCCGACUCGUGGCUGCUGGUCACCGCCAACGAACUGUCCGAGCAGAUUACUACCAAGCCUAACAUCCCCAAGUUCAACCGCAUGAAGUACAUGCUGCAGCCCUUCGGUGGUCAGCGCAAUCUUGUCGUCAUGGAAGGCGACGAAUGGAAGAGGUGGCGCGCCAUCUUCAACUCUGCCUUCUCCGCCGCCAAUCUCUCCAAGCACAUCCCGGCAAUCGUGCACGAGACGGAGAAGUUCCUGGACUUCCUCUCCGCCAACGCUGCUUCUGGCCAAGUCUUUGAAAUGGAGCCCGCCGUCGUCGAUCUCACUGUGGAAAUCAUCGGCCAUGUCAUUCUAGGCAAUGCUUUCACUGCCCAGGCCGGGGCAAAGGGCUACAAAGCAGCCCUCCGUGAUCAAAUCUACUGGGUGUCCGUUGGCUCCCUACCGGGCUUCUCCGCACUCCGCGCCCUCGACCCGUGGCGUCUCUUCAAGAUGCGGUCCAACGAGCAAAAGAUGAACCAGGCCAUCGGCAACGUCAUCGAAGAGCGCUGGACCGAGCGCCAACAGGCCGGUCCGUCAGGCAAAAAGGCGCUAUACGCCAUCGACCUCGCCCUAGAUGCCUACGCGGCCGACAAGAAAGCAAUGGGCCAAGAUCCUACCACUGUCGCCAUCGACACCGAGUACAUGACGAUCCUCCAGGACCAGAUGAAGACAUUCGUCUUCGCCGGCCACGACACGUCCUCGGGCACCAUCUGCUACAUCAGCUGGUCUCUCCACAAGCACCCGAAAUGGCUCGACGAGGUCCGCGCCGAGCACGACCGCGUGCUGGGACCCAACCCGUCAGCCGCCGCCGCCGCCAUCGCCGCCCGCCCCAACGUCAUCAACGAACUGCCCGUCACCACCGCCAUCAUCAAGGAGACGCUGCGCGUCUUCCCGCCCGCCGGCACCCUCCGCGGCAGCGACGUGCCCUACCCGAUCGUCGACCCGGAGACGGGCGAGACGUUCGAUACCAAGGGCUUCAUGGUGUGGGCGCCCGGCUUCGCCCAGAUGCGCGACGAGCGCUACUUCCCCGACCCGCAUUCGUUCAGGCCCGAGCGCUGGCUGCGCGACCGCUGCCCGGACGAGUUGGAGCCGCGGCUGAAGGACCCGCAUGCCUGGAGGCCGUUCGAGGUCGGCCCGAGGAAUUGCAUCGGGCAGGAGCUGGCCAUGAUCGAGGUCAAGAUCGUCAUGGCGUUGAUGCUGAGGAAGUUUGACAUUAUACCCAGCUACACGCAGAAGGUGGACAGCAAGUUUGAUUUCUUGGGAGGACAGGCGUAUCCGGUGCUGUUCGGUACGGCCAAGCCGAACCAGGGCAUGCCAAUCAAGGUGGUGGAAAGGACUUCGUAA
Messenger RNA from Diplodia corticola, 1620 nucleotides. Its product is annotated as cytochrome p450. The record is from RefSeq and is a predicted model, not a curated record. Gene Ontology annotation, molecular function: heme binding; iron ion binding; oxidoreductase activity, acting on paired donors, with incorporation or reduction of molecular oxygen. Lineage: Eukaryota; Fungi; Ascomycota; Dothideomycetes; Botryosphaeriales; Botryosphaeriaceae. The transcript is spliced from 3 exons. Bases 1 to 1620 code for a protein of 539 amino acids.